UGUGUGUUUCAUUGAAAACAUGAAACCAGUAAUGUACAGUACUUAAUCUAUAUUGAAUCCUGAUAUACUGUUGAUUACUCUUUUUCUUUACAUAUCUAGGUCUGUGCAUCCUGUACCACCAUUUCUGGCAAAAUCAACCAAUGCUCCAAAGGAACAUGCCGACCUGCAACCGCCUGUUAAGCGGGGCCAUUCAUUUCACUGGAUGUUUGGCCACCCAGACAUUAAGAAUGUUGACUCUGUUUGGCCUGCAGUGCAUCAGUGCGAGCAGUUUCUUUCACCAUCAGCGCCGCUACACUAUCCCUGUAAUCGUUCAGGUUUUAGUGACCUACGGGCAAUGGAUGGCGGGCUAGUUCUUGCUGGUGACUGUAGGUAAACCAGUGUGAGAGCUCAUAGACCAGUUGCACGUUUUGAUUUUGUUAUUUGUUAUCAUGUAGGGUGGCUUUAGUUGGCAUUUGCAGAUGACAUGGUGGAUUGUCUUUACAGACCUUGAUUAUUAAAAACUUGAAACAUAAUUCAAAUUUGUAAUUAAUUCCAGGUCAGAUUCUCCUGGGCACUGCGCGAAGUAUGGAUCCUACUCUCUGAUAGAGGACAGAGUGAACAAGGUGGUGGAUGUUCAGCUUGUUCAGAGCUCAGAGGUCCCCAACAGCUCAUGGUGUGAGCUUGAAGGGCUCAAGCGCAGUGUUGACCUGUUGAAGGGAAAGGACCUGCAUUUGGCAACGCUGAUCGCGGACCGUCAUCGCCAGUUAUUUACAAUAAAAAUGAAGUGUAGAAUGUAAAUAUCUGAAUUGCAUUGAAGCUGGAUGUUUGUGGUUUGCUGAUGCACUGAGGGCCACACAGGUCAAUCAUCCACAAAAGUUUGUUUAUUUCUCCUUAGGUUGCCAAAUGGGUGAGAGAGGAGCUGAGCCCUGAAGGGACACGUCAUUAUUUUGAUGUGUGGCACAUUGCCAAAAGUCUGGGGAAGGCAUUGGAUGCAGCUUCAAAAGAGUGUGACCAACUACAGUUGUGGAGGCCUGCUAUAGUGAAUCACCUCUAUUGGACUGCAGCCUCAACCCCAGAUGGCAACCCAGCGGUCAUGGAGGCCAAAUGGAGAAGUUUAGUCAACCACAUCCAGGACAUUCAUGACCAUGACACCCCUGCCUUCUCCAGUUGUGCCCAUGGCCCUCUAGAUGGGGAUCAGCGCAACAAAGAGUGGUUGGACCCAGGCUCAUUGGCAGCAGUAAAGUUGGAGAACAUAAUCAUGAGGACUGCCUUACUGAAAGAUGUUCGACAGCUGUCUCCACAGCACCAGACCUUCUCCCUUGAGGCUUACCACUCCCUCAUCUUGCACUUUGCGCCCAAGCACACAGGGUUUUCAUACCUUGGGAUGUAUAGCAGGCUUCUCUUAGCGGCGCUGCAUUAUAAUCACAAUGCCAACCGCGAGACAGCACGGAGAAGUGAUGGGACGGAGAAGUACUGCGUGCGGUAUCCGCGCUUCAAAAAAGGUGCCCAUGUGGUGCUUCCCAUCAAAGAGGCAGCCUCAUACGGUUAUGCAACAUCAUUAAUGAAGGCCCUUCGGGAAAGCUACACCAAUUCACCUUCAGCUCUUCGAGAGGUUAGCGACAAUUUGUCCUCCGAUGCACCCGCCCCCAUCGCCAAAUCCUUCGAACAGGUUCCUAAGGAGGAGGCCGUCAGCCUCUACCUAGCCCGGUAGUCACGUUACACAAAAACCUAAUUUCACAUUAUUAUUAUUUUUUCCACAGACAAGUCCAAUGAUUUAGUUGUAAGUAUUUAUUUUAGUUGUUAGUUAUCUUCUUUCCCUCUGUCCCUGUCAUCUCAUUUGGUGGUGGUUUCCUGCAUGCUGCAUGGUUUGUUUUUUCUUUGUGUGCUAUUGCUUUGGUUUUACUUUACACAAAAUUAUUACUUUUUUCCGUCUUUGUAAGUGGCAAUAAUUGUCGCUGUACCCCAUUCAAGGGGUCCUGCAUGCUGCAUGUCUGCUCCUCUGUCUGUUAUUUGCAUGAAAUGUGUUGUAUGUAAUUAAAAAUAAUUUACCAAUCAUUUUACCUGUGCCUUGUUAACCUCUGCGGUGUUGUCUGGGCUCACUGUGUGUCUGCUUGAUGUGCUUUUGCGUGUGUGUGUGAGAGAGAGAAACAAAAGAAACUGUGCAAACGUUUCAGGUCAGUAAUCUUCGUCCUUGUUCAGUAAAUGUUCAGUAACCGUUACAAGUAAUGCCAAUAAACUGUGUUUUCUUAUCAAAAUUCAUGUGUUCUGUGUACUUUAUAACAUUUUAAGGGCAAUUUGGGGAUCACAACAGAGUAAGCAAUUAUUUUUAUUCAUUUUCAUCCAAACGAGGCCAUUGAAAGCCCUGAUAGGUCUGGUCACCACUUUGAAAUUGUUGUCUGAUGGUUGAAACCACACAAGAGGGUAGAGGCUUCCUUAUACUCCUGCCUAA
Messenger RNA from Carassius gibelio (silver crucian carp), 2428 nucleotides. RefSeq lists its product as uncharacterized. Lineage: Eukaryota; Metazoa; Chordata; Actinopteri; Cypriniformes; Cyprinidae. The transcript has 6 exons. Bases 1073 to 1690 code for a protein of 205 amino acids. The record is from RefSeq and is a predicted model, not a curated record.